GCUUGUCAUGAGAGAUUCCGGAUGUCUGCUGUGGUAAGAGGAAAAUUUGUUUUCUGCUUCUCAUUCUUGACAGCUUGUGUGCAACCGGGCUGCCGAUGAAAGUUAAUGUAGCAAAUUAGGUAUCCAAACCCAACGUUUCGACGGCACAGAAAUCGUGACUGGGAUGGUAUCAUGGAGAGAGACAAUCAUCAAGAAGGAGAAGCCCAGGGAGUGAAGAUCUGUGAUCCACCCUCGGAGAGAAAACCACCUGCAGACACCUUGGCGACUUCUCUCUCCCUUUUGGGGAAUCACAUGUUUCCUGAUCCGGUGGAGAGAAACAACAGCACCACUGACAAAGAGGAGCCUGCAGACUUGCACCUGUCGGAUGUCACGGCACAGGAGCAGAGUCUGGACGCAGAGCCCCCUUCUAACCAGGUGAAAAAGCUAGAGACUGAGGAGGCAGAGAACUCUGAGUGUCAGAGCAAUGAAUCUGCAGAGACAACUGACAGAGGAGCUGAGGAUGCUGCUGACAGAGUAACUGAGGACGCUGCUGCUGUAGACAAUGACCAGAGUGAUUCUGGGGAGUUUGUCGUCACGAUGCUGGCCAAGGCCAAGCUGGAGGAGCAGGGUAUCGGUGUGAAGGGAAGGUCAUCUCCCUUGUUGGAGGCAGGCACCCAGGAAUCUCCCGCAUUUAUGUCUCAUCGCGAUGAGGAUGUGACAGCUGACAGCUGGCGGCAGCACAGGAAGCAUGUUUUUGUGCUAAGCGAAGCAGGCAAACCCAUCUAUUCCAGAUAUGGCAGUGAAGAGGCUCUUUCAUCCACUAUGGGAGUCAUGAUGGCGCUGGUGUCCUUUGUCCAAAGCGGAGAUAAUAUCAUCCGCUCAGUCUAUUCAGAGCAACACACCGUGGUGUUUUUACAGAAAGGGCCCCUUGUGCUGGUGUGCGUCUCCAGCAGUCGUCAGUCUGAGCAGCAGCUGCGUGGAGAGCUCCUCUACGUGUACUAUCAGAUCAUCAGCAUGCUCACCCAGGCCAGCAUAUCCCGCAUCUUCGAACACAAGAAAAACUACGACCUGCGGAGACUCCUGGCGGGCUCAGAGAAGAUCCUGGACGGCCUCCUCAACCUGGUGGAUUCGGACCCCAGCUUCCUGCUCGCAGCAAUACACUGCUUGCCCCUAGCAUCCUCUCUCAGGGACUCUCUCAGCCAGAUCCUGCAGAAAGCUAUCACGCCCAAUCUGGUUUUCUCCAUCCUCAUUGCCAAGAACCAGCUGCUCACCAUCGUCCAAGAGAAGACGGUCAUCGAGGACACCAGGCUGGAGCCCGCCGACGUCCACCUCCUGCUCAACCUCAUCGGAGCCUCUUCUGCCUUUCAGGCGGGAGAGAUCUGGACUCCCAUCUGCCUCCCUCUCUUUAAUCCUGACUGUUACUUUUAUGCAUACAUUUCCUACCUGGACCCUCCAGAAUGCACUGUUUGUUUGCUGCUGCUCUCGACAGACAAGGAGGCUUUCUACGCUGUGGCUGAGUGCAAGAGGAAGAUAGAGGAGGCCAUGGUGGCUCAGAACUCCCUGAGCCUCAUUGCUAAAGCUCAGUCGUACAGCGUGAGCCAGGUGGGCGUCUCAGACCUCAGACACUUCAUGUACAAGCCCUUUGAUGUGCCAGACAACUACCGCCAGCUCUCUCAGUUCACCAGCCCAGAGAUGGAGGCGCCGUACAGCAGCGAGGAGGAGAAAAUGAGACUGCUGGACCUCUAUCGUUAUAUGCACAGCCGCAUCCACAGCACCUCACGGCCCCUCAAACUCAUCUACCACGUCGCUGAGAGAGAAACUCUGUUAGCCUGGGUCACAAGUAAAUUUGAGCUGUACACCUGCUUCAGCCCUCUGGUGACAAAGGCCUGUGCUAUCACAGCUAUCACUAAGCUCCUAAGGUGGAUCAAAAAGGAGGAGGACCGUCUCUUCAUCAGAUACCCCCCAAAGUAUUCAACCACCCCAAACCCCAGUAAGAGCUCUCGAGGUGGCAAAUCUGACCAGCAAGACUCCACAGAUAACGGCUUCUUAUCUCUUCUAUAGGACUCUCUUAGUGCUACAAUAGUGGCGGCUCUGCCUCAUCCAACAAUAGUUUGUACACUGGUUCCAAGAUAUUUUUGAACCCUGUUUUGACACCUGUUGGACUUGACAGACAUUGACUACUGGAAUCAAACACUACGUUUUACACUAUUUAAAAAGGAAUGAUCUCUUUGAAACUAGUAUUAUUUCCUUACCUUAACAAGAAAGCAUGUCAUUGCAUCACUGCUUUCGAUCAGAAACAGUCAGGGCAAAACUGCAUUAGUACGUUUUAAAUUGAACUGUGGUAGAAUAUAAUUGCAAUGAUAUUUAAAUGUUUUUAUAUUGUUUUAUUACUGCAACAAGAGAGAAAUUUUCCUCACGGACAGUGAAUGUAUCACACAGACGACAGUUCAUUCGUACGCUAUAACAGGUCAUUGUCUCUUGUGUAAGUUAAGAUGAGGAGAAAAAUGACCUUAAACUACCUUCCUCAGACUAGUUAUCACAUACAGAUUUUUUUUUUUUCAUAACACAAAAGCAUCCCGAUGUUACAAAACAGGAUUUGCAGGAGUUUGUUUCUGGGCUCAGCAUAAACCGGAAAAACGACAGGAACUGCCAGAGCAGGGCCGGGCCUCCAUGCGUUAUAAUGGGGCAUGGACAGACAAAAUGUCCUCCAUGAAGUGCUGCCUGUAACAGAAUUUGAAAACAUGGUGUUGUUUUAUAUCCCACUAAUGUUUCCACUCAAAUUAAAGUGAUCAGGUUUCCUUCAUGUAACAUUUCGUGCUGAAAACAAGUAGAAUCCCCAGCCUGUUACACCCGAUCACUUUUACAUGACCGCCAGUUUCAUUGUUAAUGUUGUCACUGAUAGGAGUCAAACCUUGUCAAUCUGGAGACCCAUCUGUUAAGUUAAGAAGAUGCCUCCGAGCUCACGCAGUAUUUUUCUGCAGAUACUUGUAGUACGAUUAUCAGCUGACACCUGGUGUAGUGAGUUCAGGUACUUUCCUUUUUGGAUAAUAAGUUUUGUAAAAAUGGCCUCAUCCCUGUGUCCACUGAGGAUUUUCCUGUCAAUUCAAGUCUUAAGAGUAUGUCUAUAGUAUUAUUAAAUAAAUCCCAGGUUGCACAAAUGUACACUUGUCCUGAUGAAGUAGAGAUGUAGUGAACAAGCUUCAUUUAUUAUCGAGUGGAAAAUAUUAAGUAAUGCUUGGUUUUGCAGGUUUGUAAUUUACGUAAUAAUGUCCUAUGUUUUCCUGGAAAGAACAAUGUUUUUUGUGCUGAUAAUAACAUAAAUAGAGACCGUUGGUAGAUUUCCAAUUAAUUGCUUGUGUAACCUAAUAGACAUUCCCCCUGCAAUCAGUACUAUUACGUAGUUUUUUCCAGGAAACACCAUAGGAAAUUAAAACGUAAAAUAAAACGUUGCCAACAUCUAAUUGAGACUCUUAAUGACAUGUCAUCCAUCAGCGUCAUUUGUUGAGUCUACUCUCAGGGGUUGGAUCUGUCAGUCUGGACUUUCUUAAGUUAAACAAUCUAGCUUCACGGAAAUAAAAACAAAUGUUUGGGCAAUGUUACUCAAAACUUUAUCACCAAAAACUUCCCUUUAAACAGCAGAUAAAGUGUCAACACCAGAAGUAAACUGGGACGAGCUUCAAGAUAAACAUGUUUAGAGUACGAGCUGUGACCUGUGACAAACACAUCGUGAACACAUGGCAAAUAUUGUACCAGGUUAAUGGUAAAUACUGAGUAUUAGUAUAAUACUGGGUAUUUCCUGUAUUGCUGUGUGACUCACAACAAACCAAGGCUGCUUACAAGAACCAACAGUCUUGUUUAAGCCUUUAUGUGUUUGCUUGUUUGUUUUUUUCAUCAGACCAGUUAAUGUGAGAUAGUACAAGUAGCUGUUGUUGGCUGAUGACAAAAAAAAUACAAAUAUGGUCAUCAGAUAUUUCCUUCCUGACGAGUUUAAUACGAUCACUGUAACACUCGAACAACUGACCAGCACACAAUGUAUGAUGGGAAAACAUGGGAAGCUGUGAAGGUUGGACUUAUUGUCUAAUAAAUGUCUUAUAAAGUUAA
This is a messenger RNA of Lates calcarifer (barramundi perch), 4080 nucleotides long. It is a transcript of the gene mon1bb, whose product is annotated as MON1 secretory trafficking family member Bb. The coding region runs from base 172 to 2040 and encodes 622 amino acids. Gene Ontology annotation, biological process: vesicle-mediated transport; protein targeting to vacuole. The transcript has 6 exons. The record is from RefSeq and is a predicted model, not a curated record. NCBI's taxonomy places the organism in Eukaryota, Metazoa, Chordata, Actinopteri, Centropomidae.